Emericellopsis cladophorae is the source of this 825-nucleotide messenger RNA. RefSeq lists its product as uncharacterized. The transcript has a single exon. Lineage: Eukaryota; Fungi; Ascomycota; Sordariomycetes; Hypocreales; Bionectriaceae. The record is from RefSeq and is a predicted model, not a curated record. The coding region runs from base 1 to 825 and encodes 274 amino acids.
AUGGAUAUGGACAGUCCACCAUCUUCUGUUAACCGGAACGGAGUCUCACGGCUACGAGCUACCCUUAUGAAGAAAUCGUGGAUCGGCUUCGAUUUGGACGAUACAUUGCACGAAUUCCGCCGCGCAUCCUCAGCAGCUGUAAGCAAGGUUCUCGCAGAGAUCUCUGAGCGAUACGGUACACCUGUGCCUGCGCUUAGGGAGGAAUACACCAAGAUUCUCCAGACUAGCACAGCAAAUGCAUUUUCCGAUGGCAAGACAUCUUUUCACUAUCGUACAGAAAGAUUCCGACUCCUUCUGGACAAGUUCUUCUUACCGCACGAUGCAGAGCUUAUGAAUCAGCUUCUGGAGUCCUAUGAAGCCACUCUGGUGGCCAACCUCGAGCUGAAGUGCGGAGCGCAAGGCCUCCUAUCGACCAUCAAGAGCAUGGGCAAAAAGAUCAUGGUGAUUACCGAAGGCCCGCAGGAUGCACAGGAGAGAGCGGUCGACGCUCUCGGCAUCAGAAGCUACAUUGAUUUCCUCGCUACAACGAACCGCUUUGGGGCGUCGAAGAGGGACGGUCUGUUUUCGAGAGUCCUGGAGCACCUUGGCAUAUCUUCUGGUGAUAUGGCGUACAUUGGUGACAGUGAGCAGCGAGACAUGCAGCCUGCCAUGGCCGAAGGCAUCAUCUCCAUCCAUCUCGCAGAAGGGAAGAGUGUGUCCCUGGAUUCAUGCCCGCCGAGGGUCAACACACUGCGGGAGCUGCAACACAUCCUUCUCGCGGCUGGAGAUGGUGGUACGAGCGAUAUGAGCUAUUCUUCACUUGCGACUUUGAGCCAACACCACUGA